Messenger RNA from Suillus plorans, 585 nucleotides. RefSeq lists its product as uncharacterized. The transcript is spliced from 5 exons. The coding region runs from base 1 to 585 and encodes 194 amino acids. The record is from RefSeq and is a predicted model, not a curated record. Lineage: Eukaryota; Fungi; Basidiomycota; Agaricomycetes; Boletales; Suillaceae.
AUGUCUGCGGGUUUCUAUAUCGGAGAUGAGAAGACAGUCGAGUCCGUCCCCUCGCCACUCCUAGAUAUCUUACUUCUGUAUCGAAGUCUCGUGUGGGAUCUUUCUACUACACUCUACCUUCGAGGCGAAAUGGGCAAGAUUACCAUUGUCAACAACACAAAAGACAAAAUCACCGUUAGCAUCGGUGACACUGGCGAGAGUGGGGGAGCCGGAUUCUAUGAAAUUGCGUCAAAGUACUCUGACACUUGGCAACGAAACCUCUUGCAAGUGUGCUAUGUGUUGAGGGCCGACAAUGGAAACACUGAGGUGUUUGUUGGGGAGCCUGGAAAAACUUACCAAAUCGGAGAAGCAGGCAAUAUCAUGAUCAUGAACGAAGUCACCAUAGUCAACAACACCAACGAGAAAAUCACCGUUAGCAUCACUAACACCGAUGAGAAUGGGCAACUCAAAUUCUUUGAAAUCGCAUCAAAGAGUUCCAGCGCCUGGAAACGGAGCAGUUUGCAGGUGUGCUAUGUGUUGAGGACCGAUAAUGGAAAAACCGAGGUUAUUGUUGUGAAGCCUGGAAAAAAAUAUCAAAUCGACUGA